AUGGCUGCUACGAAACGUUCCCUCGCCGACAGCGAGGCUCGCCCCAGCAAGAAGCAAAAGGCCGAGGACCUUCCUGCCGCUGGCGAUGUCGACAGCGACGAGGCCGCAGAGUUGAAGAAGCAGAAGAAGAAGGAGAAGAAGGAGCGCAAGAAGGAGAAGGAGGAGAAGAAGAAGAGGAAAGAGGAGAAGCGCAGCAAGAAGGAGUCCGCCGAGGAAUGCCCCGCUGCUGCUGACGAGGACAAGAUGGACGUGGACGAGGACGACAAGGCCGAGAAGAAGAAGCAAAAGAAGGAAAAGAAGGAGAAGAAGAAGAGGGAACAACAGGAAAAGGAGGCCGCGAGCAAUGGUAGCAGCGACAAGCCCACCGAGACCGUCCUCGCCGGCGCAGACUAUGCGCAGUCCGCCGCCCUCACCGGCCUCCCGCAAGCCGACAUCGACGCCUUCAUGACCGCCGAGGUCAUCACCGUCACGGACCCCACGAACAAGUCCUCCGACCUCCGACCCAUCCUGGAAUUCUCCUACCUCCCGCAGACCGAGCUCAUCAAGAAGAACCCCUUCUCCGCCUACAAGAAGCCGACCCCCAUCCAGUCCGCCUCCUGGCCCUUCACCCUCUCCCGCCGCGACGUCAUCGGCGUCGCCGAGACCGGCUCCGGCAAGACCAUGGCCUUCGCCCUGCCCCUCGUCGAGGCCAUCUCCAGCAUCAAGAAGCGCGGCAUCAAGGCCGUCGUCGUCUCCCCCACCCGCGAGCUCGCCAUGCAGACCCAGGAGCAGCUCGAGCACGUCGCCUCCCUCCUCGGCCUGCGCUGCGUGUGCAUCUACGGCGGCGCCUCCAAGGACGACCAGCGCGCCCUGCUCAAGCGCGGCGCCGGCGCCGACAUCAUCGUCGCCACCCCGGGCCGCCUCAAGGACUUCAUGUCCGACGGCACCAUCGACCUCGGCAACACCCGCUUCGCCGUCCUCGACGAGGCCGACCGCAUGCUCGACAAGGGCUUCGAGGAGGACAUCAAGGGCAUCCUCGGCGCCAUGCCCCCGCGCGAGGAGCGCCAGACCGUCAUGUUCACGGCGACGUGGCCCGCCUCGGUCCGCAAGCUCGCCGAGUCCUUCAUGGUCGACCCCGUCAAGAUCACCAUCGGCUCCAGCGGCAAGGAGACGGCCAGCGGCGCCGUCGAGUUGCAGGCCAACACGCGCAUCACGCAGAGCGUCGAGGUCAUCGACCCCAGGGCCAAGGAGCAGAGGCUGCUGCAGCUGCUCAAGCAGCACCAGGCCGGCAGCAAGAAGAACGACCGUAUCCUCGUCUUCUGCCUGUACAAGAAGGAGGCCACGCGCGUCGAGGGCUUCCUGCAGCAGCGCGGCAUCCGCGUCGGCGGCAUCCACGGCGAUCUCCGUCAGGAGCAGCGCACUCGGAGUCUGGAGGCGUUCAAGACGGGCACCACGCCCGUCUUGGUUGCCACCGAUGUCGCCGCCCGUGGUCUGGAUAUCCCCGAAGUGAAGCUUGUCAUCAACGUCACCUUCCCUCUGACUAUCGAGGACUACGUCCACAGAAUCGGACGAACUGGCCGCGCUGGCAAGACUGGCGAGGCUAUCACCUUCUUCACUCAGCAGGACAAGGCUCAUUCUGGAUCGUUGAUCAACAUUCUCAAGGGUGCCAACCAGCCGGUUCCUGACGAACUCUUUAAGUUUGGCACGACCGUCAAGAAGAAGACCCACGACACGUACGGCGCCUUCUUCAAGGACGUUGACAUGACGAAGAAGGCAACCAAGAUUACGUUUGAUGAUUAA
Colletotrichum karsti is the source of this 1779-nucleotide messenger RNA. Its product is annotated as ATP-dependent RNA helicase dbp3. The record is from RefSeq and is a predicted model, not a curated record. Lineage: Eukaryota; Fungi; Ascomycota; Sordariomycetes; Glomerellales; Glomerellaceae. Gene Ontology annotation, biological process: rRNA processing. Bases 1 to 1779 code for a protein of 592 amino acids. The transcript has 3 exons. Gene Ontology annotation, molecular function: RNA binding; RNA helicase activity; ATP binding. Gene Ontology annotation, cellular component: nucleolus.